AUGAAAAAGUUGCACCUUCGUUCCCGGGUUAGUCCUCUUGUUAUGUCUGGAGGUCAACCGGAAGCUAUUCAUACCUCAUUAGGAUGGGUAUUAUUUGGGGAAACCCUAUCGGAAAGCCAAAGCCCUAUAACUUCAGUACGUACUCUUUUCACACUGACCAGCCCUUCCUUACAGGAGGAAUUAAAGCGAUUUUGGGAGACUGAGGAAGUCACAGUUUCGAUUCUGCCGAAUCCUGAAGAUGCAUUUUAA
Molecule: messenger RNA, 249 nt
Organism: Nezara viridula (southern green stink bug)
Lineage: Eukaryota; Metazoa; Arthropoda; Insecta; Hemiptera; Pentatomidae
Source: the annotation of a GenBank genome assembly